AUGAAGAUCACUGUUGAGACGUCCGCGGGCAAGAAAGUUGCCGUCGAUGUUGAUGAGAAUGAAGCGGAAAACACAAAGAUAGCCUUUGUCCGGGAGCCGGACUUUGGAAUCAGAAUGUUGGUCUCGGUUAAAAAGGCUGCCAAACAAUACGCAGUCUGCGGUAAGUGCACGUCAAUCCAGCGACAGUGAAGCUGUUUCCUGACCAUCUGAACGAAGUGGCGUUUCUUCACAAAUAUAAUUUUGCAAAAAUUAAUUUAGGAGAAGAUCUUUGGCUGUUUUUUUUUUGGCUUGUCGGUACAAAACCUUGUUUUCUGGUCGGAAAAUAACGUUUUAAAAUUUCCUUUAUUUUUUUGACAUAAUUUUCGUGCUGCAAAAGUGCUUCUAAAAGAAUUUUGAUACCUAAAAUCUUUUGAUUUCGAUAGUGUGUGGAUGAAACGUGUGAACGGGUCAGGAAAUGCGCUAGAUUGACGUGAAGUGACUUUACCGUGGUUAAGAUUUCUUUUCAGAAGACACAUUUCAGAUCUUUGUCACGACUCUGGUUGGUAAGACCUUCACGUUGAAUGUAAAGGCUUCGGAUACCACGGAGAAUGUGAAGGCAAAGAUCCAGGACCAACACGGCACUCCACCAGACAUGCAGCGUCUAAUGUUCAAAGGAACGGAACUCAGAGGAAACUUGAGGCUCAGAGAAUACAGUAUCCACAACGGCGACACUCUUCAUCUGUUGUUGCGUCUUUAG
Bursaphelenchus xylophilus (pine wood nematode) is the source of this 736-nucleotide messenger RNA. NCBI's taxonomy places the organism in Eukaryota, Metazoa, Nematoda, Chromadorea, Rhabditida, Aphelenchoididae. The record is from the annotation of a GenBank genome assembly.